AUGUUAAGUGUAACCAGAUCGGUAUCAGCCCCAAAUUUCAGCGUGCGAUCCGUUGGAUCCUAUAGCUCCAAGAGCCAUUUCGAGGAUAAUCCCAGUCAGCAUGAAACCCAGUUUUCGGACAGGGACCGCUUUGUGGAGGUGGCCACCAGCAUCACCCAUAUUCCAACGAGGCGGAACCCCUCUACCUGCAUUUUCCGCACCUACGUCUGCCUGCUGUUGGUUGGCCAGGUGACCCUGGCCUCGCUGCAGUGGCUCGGAUCCACGUACCGCUGGAGACCCGAGAUGAGUGCGGCCAACCGCAGCCUGUCCGUUCUGCUGCUCCUGCUUUCGUGGAUCAACAUGACGCUGGCCUUCGUGGGCUUUCGGCGGCUGCAGUUCACCUUCCCACUCAAUUGGAUUGUCUUCGGGUGCAUCUUCGAGAGCCUCACGCUGCUGGUGGUGUGUCUGCACAUCCUCGAACAGGAUCUCACCUGGCCAUUUGUGCUCAUUGGCAUUGGCGUGCUGGUUGUCUAUACGCUGCUGGGGCUGUGGGUUCCUGGAUUCCUCACCGCCAACCUGUGGAUCCUCGUCCUGGCGAGCAUCGUGGUCUUCCUUGUCUCGGCAGUGGCUGUGGGCUUCCGCCUGGAGAUGCGAUACUACGUGCCCGCCAGCGUCUGUUUGGUGUUCUUCGGACCCUGGGCCAUGUACAACUCCCAGAAACUCUUCCUGCGUCACAAGCGGUCUGGUUACUUAGCUCACCAGUACUUGGAGGCGUCCGCCAAGAUGUUCAUCAACUACGCCUUCACUGUGAGUGGCAUUAUAUUUGCCCACCGCUUCUCAGUGGACACCUUGGAUGCUCACAGUUAGGAUAUGAGUAUGUAAUUUUUGUAACUCUUUCGUAGUGCUUUGCUCAGUUAAAUUAGGUGUCGCGAAAUUUUUUGUAAUUCCUUUAUUAAAUUUUCCCAGAAAUAACAUUGUGUACUG
Molecule: messenger RNA, 963 nt
Organism: Drosophila teissieri
Lineage: Eukaryota; Metazoa; Arthropoda; Insecta; Diptera; Drosophilidae
Exons: 1
Coding region: 1-846 (281 amino acids)
Source: RefSeq, a predicted model, not a curated record